AAGGCAAGAUUAUACAUAGUCACCAUGCCACCUCGUAGAUAUACAUUUGGGAGAGGUGAUGAAGUAGCUCACCCGGAUACCAUCAGAGCCACCUUAGCUGAAUUCAUCUCCACUCUCAUCUUCGUCUUCGCCGGCGAAGGCUCUAUCCUCGCUCUAGACAAGGUAUACAAGGCUACAACCACAACACCUUCUGAUCUGGUGGCGAUAGCACUAGCACAUGCGUUGGCGCUUUUUGCAGCUGUGUCGGCGAGUAUCAACAUCUCAGGUGGCCAUGUCAACCCUGCUAUUACCUUUGGUGCUCUUCUUGGAGGAAGAAUCUCUGUCCUCCGUGCCGUUUAUUACUGGAUUGCUCAGCUUCUGGCUGCUAUUGUGGGUACUCUCUUGUUGAGACUUGUCACCAACGGCAUGAGACCAGUGGGAUUUUGGGUAGCAUCUGGGGUUGGAGAGGGACAUGGACUUGUGCUAGAGAUUGUGUUAACAUUUGGUUUGAUGUACACAUUCUAUGCAACAGCAAUUGAUCCCAAGAGGGGAAGCUUGGGGAUCAUUGGACCUCUGGCCAUUGGGUUCAUAUAUGGAGCAAAUGUUUUGACAGGAGGGCCAUUUGACGGAGCAGCCAUGAACCCAGCAAGAGCAUUUGGUCCAGCACUUGUUGGGUGGAGAUGGAAAAACCAGUGGAUCUACUGGGUUGGUCCUUUCAUUGGAUCAGGGCUAGCAGCACUCAUAUAUGAGUACAUGGUGAUUCCAACAGAGCCCCCACAUCACACUCACCAGCCCUUGGCUCCUGAAGAUUACUAGUUUUUCUAUUGUAACUUUUGCACAUGAAUGCUUUGUUUUGCUUUUUUCUUUGAUUUGUCAUCUUGCAUCUCGUAUCUUCUUUCUCUGUACUUUAUCUCUUCAAUUGGGUCGGUAGCUUCCGAGUCUGUCCACUUUGUGCAACUGUUAUCCUGCGUCAUGACAAUAAAAAUAAAA
This is a messenger RNA of Pistacia vera, 969 nucleotides long. RefSeq names its product probable aquaporin TIP3-2. Gene Ontology annotation, molecular function: water channel activity. Lineage: Eukaryota; Viridiplantae; Streptophyta; Magnoliopsida; Sapindales; Anacardiaceae. The record is from RefSeq and is a predicted model, not a curated record. Gene Ontology annotation, biological process: water transport; transmembrane transport. The transcript is spliced from 3 exons. Gene Ontology annotation, cellular component: membrane. Bases 25 to 795 code for a protein of 256 amino acids.